Messenger RNA from Mangifera indica (mango), 3363 nucleotides. RefSeq names its product synaptonemal complex protein 2-like. Bases 119 to 2728 code for a protein of 869 amino acids. NCBI's taxonomy places the organism in Eukaryota, Viridiplantae, Streptophyta, Magnoliopsida, Sapindales, Anacardiaceae. The transcript has 19 exons. Gene Ontology annotation, biological process: reciprocal meiotic recombination. The record is from RefSeq and is a predicted model, not a curated record.
CCAAUUCACUUCUAGCUCUCCACUUGAAAAACUCCAAAUUUCAGAAAGAGAAAGUAACUGACAGACAGAGAUCAAAUUCUUAAGGUUUUGUUUAUAAAAUCUACAGUCGAUUUUGAAAAUGCAGAAGCUAGGGUUUCAAAGCAUUAAGAGCUUGGAUCAGCUGAAAUCUCUAUCUGGAACCGCUAGGACCUUCGCUAUCUCUUCGCGUCCUUCUUCAGAUUCAAUUACAUCAGGAAGUUUCUCGAAUUUGAAGCUCACUGCAGAAAAAUUGGUCAAAGAGCAAGCUUCGGUGAAAACUGAUCUGGAAAUGGCGAACUCUAAACUAAAGAAAUCACUGGAGCAUAUCCAUGAAUUGGAGGAAAAGUUGCAGAAUGCAUUCAAUGAGAAUGCUAAGCUUAAAGUAAAGCAGAAAGAAGAUGAGAAGCUCUGGAAAGGACUGGAGUCUAAAUUCUCUUCAACCCAAACUCUGUGUGAUCAACUCACUGAGACUUUACAACACUUAGCUGGUCAAGUUCAGAAUGCUGAAAAAGACAAGGAGUUUUUCGAAGAAAAAUUAUCUGCAAGCAUGAAAUCUAUUGACAUCUUGAAACAACAUAUUGAUGGGUUAUCUCUGAAAUUAGGAUCUGCAGAGGAACUAAUCAGAGAUCGCGAGAAGGAAAUAAGGGAGCUGAAAAUUGAGGGACAGGAAAAGGAUAAGCUUUACAGAGAUGAACAAUGCAGAACAGCGAACAUCAUAGAGGAGAAAGAUGCUGUGAUAAUGAAGUUUGAAGAGUUUGGAGCUGCCAAUAAACUGGAAAUAGAGAGUUUGAAUUCUAAAUUAGGAGAGUUGCAUCUUGAGUUAAGAUCAAAGGAAGAUAAAAUUGAACUUUUGAUAGUCACUCAAGAUAAGUUGGAAAAAGAGAAGGGUGAACUUCACAUGAGCAAGGAUGUCUUAGAGAAGAAGCUAGUUAUAUCACUGCAGGAAGUAAAAGAUCUUGAAGGUUUUCUUCAUGUAUCAGCUGGACAGUUGGUUGAAUUAGACAAACAAAGUUUGACUUUCAUAGAAAAAUUUUAUCAGCUGAACUCCCUUUAUGAUUCUUUUCAUAAGUUGAUCCAAGAGGAAAGAGACCUUGCUGGUAAGCAGGCUCAAAGGCAAUAUGACCAACUUCAUGAUGGGUUCUUGUGCAUAACAUCUGAAAAAGAUGCUUUACAGUUAGUGAACCAGGGGUUGGAGAAUAAGAUAAUUGAACUUCAGAAAUCCCACGAAUCUGUUAUGGUGCAGCUUUCAGUGGAAUGCCAGGUAGCUAAAGAGAAAAUUCAGAGGUUGGAGACUGAAGCAGAAGCUCUGAUAUCAAAGAAGAUUGAAACAGAGUCGUUGGUCUCCAAAAUGGAAAAGGAAAUCAACACAUUGUCAGAAAGUUCUAGAUCAUCUGAGAAUAAAAUGCAAGAUUUAUUGAUGAAAAUUUCAUCAAUUGAAUCAGAGAACAACUGUUAUACAGAUGAAUUACAGGCAGAAAUACAGAAAAAAGAAGUGGAAAUAGUUAAUUUGCAACAGGAGAGUAAAAAAAGGGAUCUGCAUGUAGAUUCUUUGGAGAAACAAGUUGGCCAACUUCAGAAUAUGCUGGAGGAGAAGGAACAGCUUUUAUUGCAAUACAGGGAUGGAGAAAAGAAGCUAAAAGAUCAAAUUACAGAGAAUCUAGAUUUGCUCACUGCCGCUGACAGUAAACUAGCAGAAGCUAAGAAGCAAUAUGAUCUUAUGCUAGAGAGCAAACAGUUGGAGCUAUCAAGGCACUUGAAAGAAAUAUCUCAAAGGAAUGAUCAGGCAAUUAAUGACAUCCGGAGGAAGUACGAGGUGGAGAAACAGGAUAUUGUUAAUAUGGAAAAAGAAAAGGCAGAUAGAGCUGUUGAAGAAAUGGAAACAAAAUUUGACCAAAAACUUGCUGAAUGCAAAGAGGAGGCAAAGCUGCAGUUGGUGCAUAUUCAUGAGGAACAUGCAGCUCUUGUCAUUAGAAUUCAGCAGGAGCAUGAUAGGAAGGAUAUGAAUCUCAAAGCUGAACACAAUGAAGAUUUAAAGCGCAUCCAACUUCAAGCUGAAAUAGAAUUGAGAGAGAAAACCACGUCACUCAGGAAUGAACAUGAGGUUCAGAUGAAAGCUUUAAGGUGUCAGCAUGAAGAUGAAUGCAGAAAGCUUCUAGAAGAGCUGGAUCUUCAAAAGUCCAAAGAAGACAGGCAGAGAGCUCUAUUGCAACUGCAGUGGAGAGUGAUGAGUGAUAAACCACAAGACGACCAAGAAGUGAAUUCAAAGAAGCAGGAUUACUCCAUUUCAUCAAUCAAGAUGAGAGAUACUGGUGUUGGUCAAAGAAUAAGUAGGCGUAGUGUCGUACGAGGAGCCAAUGAAGAGAAGGGUACACCUUUCUUGGAUGGGACACAAACACCAGUGUCAAAAUUGUUGGAAGAUGUAAACACAGGAACCAUCAUGAGCAUGCCGAAGCAUCAUAAGAAGGUUACUCGUCAUGAAUAUGAAGUUGAAACUUCUAAUGGAAGAACAAUCACAAAACGAAGAAAAAGUACCGUCAUGUUUGAGGAUCCAAGGAAACAUAAGAAGAGGAACACACCAAAAGCCCGCACCCCAAGAAGUAUUGUCACGGGAUUCAAGGGAGGGGCUAAUCCACAUCCUUCCAACAUAGGCGAUUUGUUUUCAGAAGGGUCUCUGAAUCCAUAUGCAGAUGACCCCUAUGCAUUUGAUUAGAGGCUUUUCAAACCUUUUAUGAGUUUUAUUGAGUGAGCACAUGAGCCGAGGGUAGUCAGUGUACAAGGACCUUGUCUUGAGAGGGCCUACAAAGGAGGAAAUAAAAUACGUCCAACCAAAAAAAAUUCAAACCUUUAGGAGCUUUAUUAAGUGAGCACAUGCUGGAUUGUUCCUUGAAAUAUUUUUCUGUAUAUUCUUGGGUAGGCCGUGAAGAAACAAAUGGAAGAACCUGCGAAUAAAUUUCAGAUUUAGAUAAUAAAGCAUAAAUAGCUUUCUUAUUUUCUUUCUGGUCUUUUGCACGUCUUGCUAAUAGCAGGUAAGCAGCUUUUCAAGAAUAUCAUCUGCAAUUGUUCCAAGCUUGCGAAAGACUUUAUAGUAUCCUGAUUUGCAGCCCAUCCUUUGGUCAAUUUUGAACUUGGGCCUUAACCUCUAUUGGAAAUAAAGGCUCAUGGAUUAUUAGUAUAGAGCUUAAGCAUCCGUGAAGAAAGUGGAAAAUAUCGUGACUGUAAAAGUGUUACUCCAUUGUAUCUUUAUUUGAUUUCACAAUCUAUGGCAAAUGCCCGUUAUAGUCGUAGGGUUGAGUUUAUCUCAUUUCUGAGACUUAUUCAGCUUAAUCAAAACAAUGACAGUUCUCU